This is a messenger RNA of Lathyrus oleraceus (garden pea), 669 nucleotides long. RefSeq lists its product as uncharacterized. The coding region runs from base 1 to 669 and encodes 222 amino acids. Gene Ontology annotation, molecular function: nucleic acid binding. Gene Ontology annotation, biological process: DNA integration. Lineage: Eukaryota; Viridiplantae; Streptophyta; Magnoliopsida; Fabales; Fabaceae. The transcript has a single exon. The record is from RefSeq and is a predicted model, not a curated record.
AUGCAAGAGUUUGCAAAGGAGAUGGGUUUCAAAUUAUUAACAUCCACACCCUAUUAUGCUCAAGCCAAUGGGCAAGUCGAAGCAGCCAAUAAAGUAAUAAUUGGUUUAAUCAAAAAACAUGUAGGAAAGAAGCCAAAAAAUUGGCACAAAACUUUAGAUCAAGCGCUUUGGGCUUGUCGAACCUCCCCUAAAGAAGCUACUAACACUACACCUUUCCAACUUACAUUUGGACAUGAUGCAGUAUUACCUGUCGAAAUCUACUUGCAAUCAAUGAGAAUCCAAAGACAAGGAGAAAUUCCAUCUGACUUAUACUGGGAAAUGAUAAUAAAUGAGCUGGUGGAUUUGGACGAAGAAAGGUUGCAUGCGUUAGAAGUAUUAAGAAGACAAAAGGAGAGGGUAGCAAGGGCAUACAAUAAGAGGGUCAAAGGUAAAACCUUCAUUAUGAAUGAUUUAGUUUGGAAAGUUAUAUUACCUAUGGAUCGAAAGAAUAAAGCAUUAGGAAAAUGGUCUCCACAUUGGGAAAGACCUUUUCGAAUUCUAAAAGCCUUUUCAAAUAAUGCAUACGAAAUAGAAGAACUAACAGAGGAUCAAAGAAUCCUAAAAGUAAAUGGGAAAUACUUAAAGAAGUAUAAACCAUUUGUGCAUGAAGUUAAAAUCAUAACAACAUAG